This is a messenger RNA of Plectropomus leopardus (leopard coralgrouper), 2897 nucleotides long. RefSeq names its product ankyrin repeat and SOCS box containing 2a, tandem duplicate 1 (gene asb2a.1). The record is from RefSeq and is a predicted model, not a curated record. Gene Ontology annotation, molecular function: protein binding. Lineage: Eukaryota; Metazoa; Chordata; Actinopteri; Perciformes; Serranidae. Gene Ontology annotation, biological process: intracellular signal transduction.
GUCUCUGUUACAGACAGGCAACAGUCGGACUUUCACUGACUCAGAGGAAACGUUGGAUCAGUAAAGAAGAAUUUUAAAAACAGCUCCGUCAUGGCGGCAGCCAGCAUCUCUCGCUCUGGAGCUGUGGAGGAUUAUUCUGUCUACAGUAACCUGAGUGACGAAGAGCUGCUGCAGAUCGCCAUUGAGCGUAGUCUGACCGACACAUCCUGCAACACCGCCAACGCCAUUGCUGCCACCUCGCCUCCUCGCCAACCAGACAGCAGCCGGCCGAACGCUGCAGCCGCAAACACCAACUACAGCUCCCGCAAUCCACCUGCAAACUACAGCUCCCACAAUCCACCUGCAAACUACAGCUCCCACAAUCCACCUGCAAAGCACAGCUCCCACAAUCCACCUGCAGCUCAGACGGACGUCCACUACAGUUCUCCAAACCCUCCGAGUGAAAAGCCUCCUGAUCCGAAGACGUUUGACGGGACCAUCAGUCGCUUCAUGACGGGUUCUGGAAAACGCAUGGUGGCUUAUCGCAAACCUGAUGGCAGUCUGGUCCACAUCUGUCCAGAACCUGAAGAGGAGGAGGAGCCCCUGUUCAAAGCGAUCCGUGUCGGUGAUGCGAGCAGAGUGAGAGCGUUGGCGAUGCGGCCGGGAAUGAACCUGAUGCUGCCGAGUAAACCGGGCUGGCUCGCCAUCCACCAGGCGGCGUGGUACGGUCAGGACACCUGUCUGAGAGUCCUGCUGUCAGGUCAGCCCGGGAUGAUCAACAAGCGAGCAGACCGCGGCGAGUCGGCGCUGCUGGUCGCCAUCAGCAAAGACCAGCUGCGAUGUGUUGAGGUUCUGCUGGAGAACGGCGCGGACCCCGACAUCCCCAACUACGACAAAGAGACGCCGCUCUACAAAGCCUGUGAGAAGAGCAACGCUGCUAUAGUGGCGGCGUUGUUGAACCGCGGCGCGGCAGUGAACACUCACUGUAUUCAGGGCUGGACGGCGCUGCAGGAGGCGGCGUGCCGAAACAACGUGGAGAUCUGCGAGAUGCUGCUGAAGGCCGGCGCCAAACACGAGCUCACCAACAUGUACGGCAUCUCGCCGCUGUUCACCGCCGCUCAGAGCGGGCAGGUUGCCGCCCUGCGCUGCCUCCUCAAACACGGUGCGGACAUCAACAGUCAGGCUGCUGACGGAGCCACUGCUCUGUAUGAAGCUGCUAAAAAUGGACACCAGGAAAUCGUGGAGCUCCUCCUCUCUCAGAACGCAGACGCCAACAAACCCGGGAAGACCGGAUUGUUACCGCUUCACAUCGCCGCCCAGAGAGGAAGUGACAUUAUCGUCUCCAUGUUGAUCAAGGCCACCAGCAAGGCCCGAGUCCGGCGGACCGGCAUCAGCCCGCUCCACCUGGCCGCUGAGCGUAACCGUGACGACGUCCUGGAGUCUCUGAUCGAAGCUCGCUUCGACGUCAAUGCCCGGCUGUCUGAAGACCGGUCGAAGCUGUACCAAGACCGCCGCAGCACGGCGCUCUACUUCUCCGUCAUCAACAACAACGUCGACGCUGUGCACAUGCUGCUGGCUGCCGGUGCCGACCCCAACCUGGACAUGUUCAGGCCGCUGAUGGUGGCGGCGAGACAGGGCUGCAUCAGGACCGUCACCAUGCUUGUGGAGCACGGUGCCGACAUCAACGCCUCCAUCCCCACGCACCCGACCACUUUCCCCGCCGUCUACAUGUUCUCCAUGAAGUACCUGCCCAUGUUCAAGUACCUGCUGGACCACGGAGGCCACGCCCUCUCCUGCUUCAACUGCAUCUACGGCAAUCGACCCCAUCCGCCAAUCAAAACCACCCGAUCAGAGCGGGAGCUCACCGACAGAGUGCCGCAGCAGGGGGCGGGCGUUCAGUUCUGUGAGAUGAUCUCAGCGCCCAGCAUCAGUCGGUGGGCGGGGCCAAUCAUUGACGUCUUAUUGGACUACGUUGGUCAUGUGACUCUCUGCUCGCGGCUGAUGGAACACCUGGACAGCUUCUCUGAUUGGAGCGUUAUCAAGGACAAGGCAGCGCCUCCUCGCCCUCUGAUGCAUCUCUGUCGGCUGCAGAUUCUGCAGCUGGUUGGGCGUCGCCGUCUGAAGCGGUUGCCGCUGCCUGGGAGUCUGAUCCGCUUCCUGCAGCACCAGGAGAUACCUGAGGACGACUGAUGAUGGCUUUUACUCUUCAUCCAGUUUCCUGAAGGGGUUGUUGAUCAGUAUUUAUUAGUAUUGAUUACUUUGCACAAGAUGAACACAUGAACAGACUGAAUGACUCCACAGUGCUUCAGGAAAACUGCUGCUUUUCUGGACAUGAGUAAUCCCACGUCCCACGAAACAAUGUCCCAUGUGUUUCCAGGUGUUUCCAGGUGUUUCCAGGCAUUUUCAGGUACCUCCAGGAAGCUUUAUUUUCCUCUUUAGUUAUGGUUUUAACUCGGCAUCUACACUUUGUAUAUCUGCAGUAUAAUAGAUUGUUUCUUAGUGUAAAAUAUUGAUAAAGCUGUGAAAUAAGUUGUUACUUUGCUACAAAUAAUUAAAAGCGAAUUGAAUUUUGAAUUAAUUGAUUAUUAGGUUUAAUUAAUUUACGUCUGUUAGUGUGAUAUUGUAUAGACCCUCUUUAUAUUAUAUUCUUAAUUACUGAGGUAUUUCGGUUUCAUCACACUGGUGAUCAAUCAGUUUAAUGAUCGCAGUGAUGUCGGAGCUUUUUAUGAGUCUGCAGAAACAGAUGAUUUCACAGCUUUGUUUCAUUUUAAUGAAACAGUUUGACAGUUUUACUUUCGGCUGCAGACAGUGUUUCCUCGGCUCCCCUCAGCGAUCAUUAACCUAACGAUGACUUCACACCUUUCAGGCUCCAGUCUGCCAAAAUAUAUAUUUAAAAAAUAAAACUCUCAUGAAGCAGA